Cylicocyclus nassatus is the source of this 1032-nucleotide messenger RNA. Lineage: Eukaryota; Metazoa; Nematoda; Chromadorea; Rhabditida; Strongylidae. The record is from the annotation of a GenBank genome assembly.
AUGGAAAACCGUUCUCAGCGAUGCGAAUGCGAUCGGUGGUCCCGUGGUGUAGCGGUUAGCACUCAGGACCUCUGGAUCCUGCGCAAGGUCUUCAAUACUUCGUCAUCGUCAAGAGGGCUUUGCGAUGAGGACAGAAUGGAAAACAGUUCUCAGCGAUGCGAAUGCGAUCGGUGGUCCCGUGGUGUAGCGGUUAGCACUCAGGACUCUGAAUCCUGCGACGAGGGCUUUGCGAUGAGGUUAGAAUGGAAAACCGUUCUCAGCGAUGCGAAUGCGAUCGGUGGUCCCGUGGUGUGGCGGUUAGCACUCAGGACUCUGAAUCCUGCGACAGGGCUUUGCGAUGAGGAAAGAAUGGAAAACAGUUCUCAGCGAUGCGAAUGCGAUCGGUGGUCCCGUGGUGUAGCGGUUAGCACUCAGGACUCUGGAUCCUGCGCAAGGUCUUCAAUACUUCGCCAUCGUCAAGAGGGCUUUGCGAUGAGGAUAGAAUGGAAAACAGUUCUCAGCGAUGCGAAUGCGAUCGGUGGUCCCGUGGAGGGCUUUGCGAUGAGGAUAGAAUGGAAAACCGUUCUCAGCGAUGCGAAUGCGAUCGGUGGUCCCGUGGUGUGGCGGUUAGCACUCAGGACUCUGAAUCCUGCGACAGGGCUUUGCGAUGAGGAUAGAAUGGAAAACAGUUCUCAGCGAUGCGAAUGCGAUCGGUGGUCCCGUGGUGUAGCGGGACCUAGUCUUUUGCGCGAAGUCUUCAAUACUUCGUCAUCGUCAAGAGGGCUUUGCGAUGAGGAUAGAAUGGAAAACCGUUCUCAGCGAUGCGAAUGCGAUCGGUGGUCCCGUGGUGUAGCGGUUAGCACUCAGGACUCUGAAUCCUGCGACCGAUGCGAAUGCGAUCGGUGGUCCCGUGGUGUAGCGGUUAGCACUCAGGACUCUGGAUCCUGCGCAAGGUCUUCAAUACUUCGCCAUCGUCAAGAGGGCUUUGCGAUGAGGAUAGAAUGGAAAACUGUUCUCAGCGAUGCGAAUGCGAUCGGUGGUCCCGUGGUGUAG